UCUCAGUCUCAGUCUUACAAUCUCGCCAAAAUGUCAGCAAAGAACUACGACCGCGCCAUCACCGUCUUCUCUCCCGACGGCCACCUCUUCCAAGUCGAGUACGCACUCGAGGCUGUUCGCAAGGGCACUGCAGCGGUCGGCGUUCAGGGCAAAGACAUUGUCGUGCUUGCUGUCGAGAAGCGAUCGACCGUCAAGCUGCAGGAGCCCCGCACCGUUCGCAAGAUCUGCGUCUUGGAUGAUCACGUCUGCAUGACGUUUGCUGGCCUCACCGCCGAUGCCCGCGUUCUCGUCAACCGAGCACGAAUUGAGUGCCAGAGCCAUCGUCUCACCGUUGAAGACCCCGUCACUGUCGAGUACAUUACCCGUUACAUUGCUGGCGUUCAGCAGAAAUACACACAAAGCGGUGGUGUUCGCCCCUUCGGCAUUUCCACCCUCAUCAUGGGCUUUGACUAUGACGGCACUCCUCGCUUGUACCAAACAGAUCCCUCUGGCACAUAUUCCGCAUGGAAGGCCAAUGCAACCGGCCGCAGCUCAAAGACCGUGCGCGAGUUCCUCGAAAAACACUACACUGACGCCGUGGCCGGAAAUGACGACGAGGUCGUUCGACUGGCCAUCCGCGCGUUGCUAGAGGUGGUGCAAUCUGGCGGCAAGCACAUUGAAAUUGCUGUCAUGCGUCGCGGACAACCACUCGAAAUGCUGGCACAAGAGCAAGUUGAUACCAUUGUCGAGGCUAUUGAGAAGGAGAAGGAGGAAGAGGCCGAAAAGAAAAAGUCCAAGAAGUGAGCACUUUUCUUCCUCUCCGUUCGAGCAAUGACGUGUUGUUUUAUUUUUGUCCGGUUGUUAUGAAAAAAAAAAUGAACAGAUUGUGUUGACAAG
This is a messenger RNA of Capsaspora owczarzaki ATCC 30864, 876 nucleotides long. RefSeq names its product proteasome subunit alpha type 7. Lineage: Eukaryota; Filasterea; Ministeriida; Capsasporidae. The transcript has 5 exons. Gene Ontology annotation, biological process: ubiquitin-dependent protein catabolic process. Bases 31 to 783 code for a protein of 250 amino acids. Gene Ontology annotation, cellular component: nucleus; proteasome core complex, alpha-subunit complex; proteasome core complex. The record is from RefSeq and is a predicted model, not a curated record.